Molecule: messenger RNA, 2276 nt
Organism: Amyelois transitella
Lineage: Eukaryota; Metazoa; Arthropoda; Insecta; Lepidoptera; Pyralidae
Product: RNA-binding protein 42
Exons: 7
Coding region: 200-1204 (334 amino acids)
Molecular function (GO): mRNA binding
Source: RefSeq, a predicted model, not a curated record
GUGAAGCGAAGCGAACGAGCGACGUGUAUUUUCCAUAAAUUUAGAUUAAUAUACUUAAGGAUUACUUACCAUCUUCCGUCUUAACAUGUUUCUACUUACUGUACGUAUUGGGGAUUUCUUAUUAUAGUGAUCUUAAAGUUAUUUCUCGUUAGUACGUAAUUUUGUGGGCUUCUUUAAAGGUUAAGCGCUGUGAGGCACCAUGGAAGACUCCAGCAAAUUUCAACAGAUGCAAGAUGAAAUGUCCAGGUUCGAGGCGGAGAUCUCCGGCGGCGAGAUACCCGGCAUGAUGCGGCCCGUGAUCGCUGCCGGGACAUUCGGCGCGGUACAGCAACAACUUGAGCGGGCGCUGCCUCCGCCGCCGCCCCCGCCCGCCUUGCUGGCGGUGGACGGCAUGUUCGGGGCUCGAAUGAUGUUCCCAAAUGUACCGCCUCCGCCGCCGCCACCGUCUAUGAUGGUGCCAGCUUCGGUACAGCGUCUCCGGCCGGAAGGUUACCCGGGGCCGGGCAUGCCGUACAUGCGGCCCGCCAUGCCGGGCCCCCAGCUCAUACCGCCACCGCCGCCUAAACCGCAACCGGUCAUACUGUCCGCGGCGCCCAAAUUAUACAAACAACCUAAAGACGACGAGGAGAAGAAAGAGAAACGUGAGAAGAGAAAACGGAAGAAGUCCCGCUCUCCCCCGCCGCCGCCGCCGCGCGCCGCGUCCCCCGCCGCCCCCGCGCCGGCCCCCGCCCCCGCGACCCCCGCGGCGCCCCCCGCGCCCGUCAUCACGGAGACUGUCGUUCCCAAGGCCAAGAAGGAGAAGAAAAGCAGAAAGGUGGUCCGCACGGCCGGCGGGCAGGUGUGGGAGGACGUGUCUCUGCUGGAGUGGCCGGAUGAUGACUUCCGCAUGUUCUGCGGGGACCUGGGCAAUGACGUCACCGAUGAACUGCUGACCCGUACAUUCAGCAAGUACACAUCGUUCCAACGAGCCAAAGUGAUAAGAGACAAGCGGACUAACAAGAGCAAAGGUUUCGGAUUCGUCAGUUUCAAAGACCCCGGGGACUUCAUUAAGGCCAUGAAGGAGAUGGACGGUCGUUACGUCGGCAGCAGACCAAUCAAAUUGCGCAAGAGUUCGUGGAAGAACCGCUCAUUGGACGUGGUGAGGAAGAAAGAGAAGGAGCGUGCGGCCCUGCUCUCUCUACUGAUGUCGCACAACAAGAGCUGACAGCAGACUGUGUAAAUAUAUAUUUGAUUUUAAAAAAAACAGAUAUCACUUUGAUAUCGAUAUUUUGUGAAUUUAAUAUUUUGUAAUUAUUUUCAAAUGUGAAUUUGAAAAACUGUAUUAUUUUUUCAAAAAAAAAAUUUAAUAGAACCACUCAUUCUCUUUCCCAUGGAUGUUGUAAAAGGCGAGUAAGGGAUAGGCUUAUAAACUUGGGAUUUUUCUUUUAGGCGACAGGCUAGCAAUCUGUCACUAUUUGAAUCUCAAUUCUAUCAUCAUGCCAAAAAGCUGAACGUGACUUAUCAGGUUCUUCAAGACUGUUGGCUCUGUCUACCCCGUAAGGGAUAUAGACGUGACUAUAUGUAUGUAUGUGUAUUAUUUUGAUAACUGUAAGUAUGCGUUCGAAUACUGAAUAUUAAUCUGGUACUGUAAUUUUUAUGAUAUCGAUAUUCUGUAAUAUCAGUGUUUCUCUUAUAUUGGUACCGUGUUAAAUGAAAAGUCGGUAUUAGUUUUGUAAAUAUUAUAGUAUUUAGUUAUAAGUUUCAAUGUAAGUUUCGCUUUUAGAAGAAAAUGUUUCAAAAUUGUAUGUGAUUUGUACCAUUGAUAAUACUAUAUUGUAGACUAGGUAUUGCCCGCGACUUCGUUCUUCGUAAAGUUCACUGAAAAAGCUGAUCCCCCGUAUUGCUCCUAAGAGGGGUGGGGGGAAGAAUUUUUGUUUAUUAGUUUUUUAAUUGGAUCAAGCCUAACUGAUAUCUGAGAGAACUGCAUUCAAAUCUAAGCAAUAGGUUUCGCGUUUUGCGCGUACAUACAUACAGAUAGAAAUUAUAAAAAUCAUAAUUUUGGUUUGGUUCUGCUGGUUAUAUAAAGAUCCCCCAUAGCUUUCAAGUACAGAUAUCUGUCAGUUAAUAUUUUAUUAUAUGUAUGGAUAGAAUUUGUAUUGUCAUACCACCAACCAAUAACAGCCGGGUAUUUUGUAACUGUGUUUUGAUUGGCCGAUUAUCGUUGGGAAUUUUUUAAAUUGAUUAAAUGAAACCAAUGCUUUCAAAAAAUAUUUAAUGAGAUUUUCUGUACUUAAUAA